AUGAGGGAAGUAUUGCUCAUUAAAGAGGGUCUCAAACUAUUCCCAGGUCAAUCCUGCAACAUCUAUUCUUCUCCUGACCUGUUUCCACCAAGUGCUCGCUUGGCCUUCCAUCUUGUAUACCGAAAAUUCAACCCAGUAUUCAUCUGGCACUCCCAUAGUAUUCAUGUGCUUAACUAUGGAAUCAAACCAGAAUUUCGCUUCCUGAGGUCAUCCCUCACUAUUGAACGUGGGGAUAGGCGAUCGUCUAUAUUCCCGGAAGAACAGGAACAGGAGCUAACCAUUGCUUUUUCCGCCGUAGAAGUUUUAUCUGAAAGUGAUAAAUGUGAUCCCCAACAGCCACAGCAGAUAGGCCAAAAGCUAGAGCUCCUACCAGAUAAAAAACUUAGCGAGGGUAAAAACCACGACAACAUUAUUUUAAGGGGUACUUAUAAAGUACCGACUGCUGUGAAGCGCCUUUGCAAAGCUGAUUACGACAUGAAUUCUAAGAAGAUUCACAUUCUGAUAAAAGAAUUAAAAUACCAUCCAAAUUUAGUGAGAUAUUAUGGCGUAAUACCUUAUGAAGAGUGUUUUUAUGUUGCUAUGGAGCAAGAGUACUACUUCGAUGAAACAUCAUUCAACUUGGAUGAACUGGUUCAACUAGACUUAGCAAAUUCCAAUCCGUCUGAGGUUGUGGCAAAUGACAGAUUGAAAGUAGUGAAGAAUAUUGUCGGAAAAUUUGAACUCAUUCCAAAAAAUGGGUGUCCAAUUCCUGAUUUAUCGUGGACAGUGAUGAGGAAAGUGCUUUGCGGGCUAGUGCACUUACAUGCAUUGGGCAUAAGUCACGGAGACUUGAAGCCUCAAAACAUUCGAAUUAUUAAGGAAGGAUCAUUGUGGUAUGUAAAGCUUUCUGACAUGGGCAUUAAAACUGGUAGUGGCAUUUUGGAUAGGCAAGCAUGUCGUGAUCACGGGAACCAUAUAUGGGUUGAUGAUAUGCACACUUUCGGUGGAAUUUUCUCUUAUUGCAUCACUGGUAUUUCUGAAUUUGGUGACUGGAAAACAAUAACAAAGAAGAGGGACUCAUUGUUGGAGAAUUAUCCUGAAGCUCGUCAUCUUUUCCUUUGUUUAACAAGCAAGAAUCCUACAGAACGUCUAACAGCAAAGGAGGCACUGUGCCAUUCACAUUUUUGGGAUCCGAAGGAGAAACUUUUAUUUCUUCUUGACACUUACAAAAGAGUAUUUGAUUUUGAGGGCAAACAUCUUCGCAAUGAGCUAGAAACUAUUUCAUCGAAAGUUAUAGAAGGAAAAUGGAAGGGAGAGCAUGUUCAAGAAUGGAACAACAGGAUUGAUGCAGAUAUAAUGAAUUAUGCAAUUGAUCAAUUGGAAAAGUACUGUCCAAAUAAUACUUACAAAUUCAAAAGCCUUCCAGAAUUAUUGCGGUUUAUUCGACACACCUAUAUUCAUUAUGGAAAGUGUCCACCGAAUAUUCAGAAAUCCAUAGGAUCAUUGGAUGAAGGUUUCUACAACUACUUUGAAAGUAGAUUUCCAAAUCUCUUAAUUGAAGUGUACACAGGUGUAGAGAAAUGGUGCGGCAAAGAGAACGUGGCCCCAGUUUGUUCGCUUCGCGGCCCUAGGAGAGCAACUGAACGCUGGAUAGCAGUGCAACGCCACAGCAUGGGCUCCACGGCGCUUCGAAAAUCGGUGCCGGGGUGCUCACGCCACAAUGGCAGCGCGUAG
Messenger RNA from Morus notabilis, 1713 nucleotides. RefSeq names its product serine/threonine-protein kinase/endoribonuclease IRE1b. The record is from RefSeq and is a predicted model, not a curated record. The coding region runs from base 1 to 1713 and encodes 570 amino acids. Gene Ontology annotation, molecular function: ATP binding; RNA endonuclease activity; protein serine/threonine kinase activity. The transcript has 6 exons. Gene Ontology annotation, biological process: protein phosphorylation; IRE1-mediated unfolded protein response; mRNA processing. Lineage: Eukaryota; Viridiplantae; Streptophyta; Magnoliopsida; Rosales; Moraceae. Gene Ontology annotation, cellular component: IRE1-TRAF2-ASK1 complex.